UCUGAGGAGAGCUGUUAUCAGUCGCCAUGGUAUUCGGGUCUACACAAGCACCACCAAGAUGUCAACGGGACCUGCAGUGGGCAUUCCUCGGCACCACCUACUCGUGCAUGGGCGUCUUCCAACACGGCAAAGUAGAGAUCAUCGCCAACAACCAGGGCAACUGCACCACCUCCAGCUAUGAGGCCUUCACCGACACAGAGCUACUGAUCAGCGAUACCGCCAAGAACCAAGUAGUGAUGAACCCCACCAACACGGUGUUUGAUGCCAAACGUCUAAUUGGACGUAGGUUUGAUGAUGCAGUGGUCCAGUCUGAUAUGAAACACUGGCCCUUCAUGGUGGUGAAUGAUGCAGGCCGUCCCAAGGUCCAAGUAGAAUACAAGGGGGAGACCAAGAGUUUCUAUCCAGAGGAGGUGUCCUCCAUGGUUCUGACAAAGAUAAAGGAAAUUGCUGAAGCCUACCUUGGGAAGACCAUUACCAAUGCUGUUGUCACAGUACCUGCUUAUUUAAACGACUCUCAACGUCAGGCUACCAAGGAUGCUGGAACCAUUGCUGGUCUCAAUGUACUUAGGAUCAUCAACAAGCCAACUGCUGCUGCCAUUGCUUAUGGCUUGGACAAGAAUGUUGGAGCAGAAAAGAACGUGCUGAUCUUUGAUCUGAGAGGUGUCACUUUUGAUGUGUCAAUCCUCACAAUCGAAGAUGGUAUCUUUGAGGUCAAGACAACUGCUGGAGAUACCCACUUGGGAGGAGAAGAUUUUGACAACCGAAUGGUCAACUAUUUCAUUGCCGAGUUCAAGCAAAAGCAUAAGGAGGACAUCAGUGAGAACAAGUGUGCUGUGCUCCAUCUUCACACUGCUUGUGAGCGAGCUAAGCGCACCCUGUCUUCCAGCACCCAGGCCAGUAUUAAGAUUGAUUCACUCUAUGAAGGAAUCGACUUCUAUAUCUCUAUCACCCAUACAUGGUUUGAAGAAUUGAAUGCUGAUCUGUUCCGGGGCACCCUGGAUCCUGUAGAGAAAGCCCUACGGGAUGCCAAGCUGGACAAAUUCUAGAUCCAUGCAUUGUCCUAGUGGGUGGUUCUACUUGUAUUCCCAAGAUUCAGAAACUGCUGCAGGAUUUCUUCAACGGAAAAGAACUAAAUA
Molecule: messenger RNA, 1136 nt
Organism: Suncus etruscus (white-toothed pygmy shrew)
Lineage: Eukaryota; Metazoa; Chordata; Mammalia; Eulipotyphla; Soricidae
Product: heat shock cognate 71 kDa protein-like
Exons: 1
Coding region: 27-1046 (339 amino acids)
Biological process (GO): vesicle-mediated transport; protein refolding; cellular response to unfolded protein
Cellular component (GO): nucleus; plasma membrane; cytoplasm
Molecular function (GO): heat shock protein binding; ATP hydrolysis activity; misfolded protein binding
Source: RefSeq, a predicted model, not a curated record